AUCUGAUCUGGACGGGUCCAAACAGGGGGACAUCGUUGUUUCCGCUGCUGGGAAAGUUGAGAGAUUGGCGACGGUCCCUUCUGUGUUUUGCGCUCAGGGAGAGGAGCGGCAUUUGGAGAAGCUCCCUCCGAUUGUCAGCCCGCAGCUGGAAGGGCCGCGUUCGACACGUGGAUUCCCUACCGGCUGAUUGAUCAGGCGGUCGGGGCAGGACGCGCACGUGGGAACGGGGCGUUUGCGCCUCUCUCUUGAUCUCAGGACCCAUGGCAUCCGCUUUGCCACCCAAUUUUUCCUGGGUCGUCCCAGGCCUGCUGGCCGGCCUGGCCAUGCCGCGGCUCCCUGCUCACUAUCAGUACAUGCACGAGCAGGGAAUCCGGCACCUGGUGUCGCUCACUGAGCGGAGCCCGCCUUACCACGACACCUGUCCCGGCAUCCGAGUGCACCGCCUGCGCAUCGCCGACUUCUGCUCCCCCUCGGCCGAACAGAUCCAGCGGUUCCUGCAGGUUGUGGAGGACGCCAACGCGAAGGGGGAGGGUGUGGCAGUUCACUGUCUGCUGGGCUAUGGAAGGACAGGAACCCUGUUAGCUUGUUACCUUGCAAAGAGCCGCAAAAUUGCCGGGGUGGACGCCAUCCGAGAAAUCCGUCAGCUGCGGCCGGGCUCCAUUGAGACCUUCGACCAGGAGAAAGCGGUGGUCCAGUUCUACCAGCGAACGAAGUAGAUCCAGGAAGGGACGAGAUGGGGGAAACGAGGCGUUUGGAAAAGCACGGCCGGUGUGUCUCUUUCAGCAUCCUUCCAGGAGAAACAGGUUGGCUUUAGAGAGGGUAACUCCGGUGGGCUCCCAGACCCUCACACGCGAGUUCCCUCCGAGUUCGUUGACGUUUACCUUCUCGCGGGGAGACACGUCCACCUGUCCUGUGCCGUUUUGCAAACGGUCGCGCCAUCCCAGAGUCGGAGAGCUGCCCUCUUGAACCUGGCAAGCUCGGCCCUUCAAUGCAGGGGAAGGAGAAAGGAGGGAAAACAUCCGUGGGGAAAUAAUUCAAGGCAGAUCCCGAGAAAAUCCUGGAUUUCAAGGUUUGGGAGGGAGGGAGGGAGUUUCUGGUUGAGAGUAGCCUUGAUGAUAAGAACGCAUCAUAAUAAAACUACCAGGUUGCUCCUCUGCCUG
Candoia aspera is the source of this 1160-nucleotide messenger RNA. It is a transcript of the gene DUSP23, whose product is annotated as dual specificity phosphatase 23. The record is from RefSeq and is a predicted model, not a curated record. NCBI's taxonomy places the organism in Eukaryota, Metazoa, Chordata, Lepidosauria, Squamata, Candoiidae. The transcript is spliced from 3 exons. Gene Ontology annotation, molecular function: protein tyrosine/serine/threonine phosphatase activity; protein tyrosine phosphatase activity. Gene Ontology annotation, biological process: protein dephosphorylation. Gene Ontology annotation, cellular component: cytoplasm. Bases 261 to 716 code for a protein of 151 amino acids.